Messenger RNA from Fulvia fulva, 1569 nucleotides. RefSeq names its product O-acetyltransferase PaAT-1. Gene Ontology annotation, cellular component: membrane. Lineage: Eukaryota; Fungi; Ascomycota; Dothideomycetes; Mycosphaerellales; Mycosphaerellaceae. Gene Ontology annotation, molecular function: acyltransferase activity, transferring groups other than amino-acyl groups. Gene Ontology annotation, biological process: polysaccharide biosynthetic process. Bases 1 to 1569 code for a protein of 522 amino acids. The record is from RefSeq and is a predicted model, not a curated record. The transcript has a single exon.
AUGCAGUUCACACCCCUCAGCUGGUUCCAGAAAUGCCUCGGCUUCUUCCACGGUUGGCCGCCAAAAGAGCUUGAUGGAUCGCGAGAGACAGCAUGGCUGGACGGAGUGCGAGGACUGGCAGCAUUCCUAGUAGUCAUGAACCACUACGACCUGGAGUGGCUUUCAAUCUUCGCCUAUGCCCCCUUCGGCGCAAGAGUCUUGGCCGACAAGAAUGUGGACGGGGUGUGGUACUACAAAGAAGGCGAUAGACUCUGGGAACCAUACCGACUGCCAUUCUUCCGCAUCAUCGCAGCGUCUGGGAGUGCCGAAGUUGCCAUAUUCUUCGUUCUGUCCGGGUUCGUGCUGUCCUGGAGUCCCCUAGGCACGAUUCGGGCGAACAAUCAGGAGAAACUGUUUGGGUCGUUGUCAUCUUCUCUCAUACGGAGAUGGUUUCGACUGUACCUUCCCUGCUUCAUUGUGAGCGUUUUCUACCUCAUCAAUGAGAUCUACGUCUCAUGGCACGGAGUGAUCGGUAUGUUCGAGGAGAUAUGGAAGUUCAUUGAAGAGAGCCGGAGGUGGUCCAAUCCGCUUCAGGGCACGCCAGCCACCUCACUCUUCACUGUCAACACGUACAACUACGUCAUGUGGACUAUUCCAUUUGAGUUUUCUGGAUCCAUCUUCGUCUUCACACUCUUACUCGCGAUCGGCAGAACACAGGCUUUUCAUCGCCGCAUGGUAUGCGUCAUUUUAACGACGAUGUAUGCUGGCUGGCAGACCUACUGGGGAUUGUGGUUGUUUGGGAUGGGCCUUGCUCUUGCAGACUAUGUCCGUUGGCGAGGCGGAUUCAAUAAGCUGUCCCAGCAGACAGGUCCGAUCGCUCGCUGCGCCUGGAUCUUGGUUUUCGUCUUGUCACUUCUGUUGAUGGGCUACGUAGACGAGUCGGACGAAUUCACGAGGCCUGGAUAUGCGUGGUUGAGUUAUAUCCCAAUUCCUCCUGGCUAUCGUGGCAUGGUUGGUGAAGGACGUGUUUGGUUUGCCAUCGCAGGGUUCCUCUUUGUGGCGAGUAGCUGUCACCUGACCUUUGUCAGGAGAUUCCAUGAGACGAAGCUCAUCCAGCAUCUCGGCAGGAUAAGCUUCAUGCUGUAUCUCAUUCACAUCCUGAUCAAUACCCGGGUUUCUUUGCCGUUGCGUGGUGCGUUGUACGACGCUCUUUGCGAGAACCGGUCUCAGGAUGGCUUCGACCAUGUAUUCAUUUCGGGACCGUUUACGAAUGUUUUCAUAUGGCUGGUGGUUUGGCUGAUCAGUGUGCCCAUCGCAAUGAGCUGCGCUCACUUCUUGGAGAUCUUCGUCGACAAACCUUGCAACGAGUUCGGAAAGUGGUUGGAUGAUAAGUUUGUCAAUGGAUCUGGCCGAGUCAAAUUGCAAUCAGGACAAGAGGAGGCAGGUCUACUCUCCCAAAUACCGCUUGAUCAACUUCAACCCGGCGAGGCGUCCGAAGUAGCAGAGCCUCUUCUGUCCCCCAAGUUCAGCUUGGAAAGCGCUUCUACUAGCAGUAUAGAUCAUGGCACGGAGGUCCCAGGAAAAGGAUGA